This is a messenger RNA of Lepidothrix coronata (blue-crowned manakin), 2983 nucleotides long. RefSeq names its product PMS1 homolog 2, mismatch repair system component (gene PMS2). NCBI's taxonomy places the organism in Eukaryota, Metazoa, Chordata, Aves, Passeriformes, Pipridae. The record is from RefSeq and is a predicted model, not a curated record. Gene Ontology annotation, biological process: mismatch repair. Gene Ontology annotation, cellular component: MutLalpha complex. Gene Ontology annotation, molecular function: mismatched DNA binding; ATP-dependent DNA damage sensor activity; ATP binding. The transcript has 15 exons. Bases 96 to 2711 code for a protein of 871 amino acids.
AUCGCGGAGUGGGGCCCUGUGGGGCGGGUGGGCUGUGACCCGGCGGGGACGGAGCCUGAGGGGAGCGGGGCGCGUCCCGUCCCGUCGGGAUCCCGAUGGAGGCGGCUGAGCUCUGCCCGCCGCCCGCCGGAGCCAUCCGGCCCAUCGACCGCAAGUCUGUCCAUCGGAUCUGCUCGGGACAGGUGGUGCUGAACCUCGGCAUUGCCGUCAAAGAGCUGGUGGAGAAUAGCUUGGAUGCCGGAGCGACCAACAUCGAUAUAAAACUUAAAGAUCAUGGAGCAGAACUGAUAGAGGUCUCGGAUAAUGGAGAUGGAGUGGAAGAGGAAAACUUUGAAGGCUUGACUCUGAAACAUCAUACAUCAAAGAUACAAGAUUUUUCUGAUCUGAUACAUGUUGAAACAUUUGGGUUUCGAGGUGAAGCUUUGAGUUCGCUGUGUGCAUUAAGUGAUGUUACCAUUUUCACCCGUCAUAAGUCAGCAAAGGUUGGGACUCGUUUGGUGUUUGAUCACAAUGGUAAAAUUACUCAGAGAACUCCUUUCCCCCGCCAGCAAGGCACAACUGUGAGUGUGCAGCAGCUGUUUUCCACCUUACCUGUGCGGCAUAAAGAGUUCCAGAGAAACAUUAAAAAGGAAUAUGCAAAAAUGGUCCAGCUGUUGCAGGCGUACUGCAUUGUUUCCAAAGGAGUGCGGAUUAACUGCACUAAUCAAGUGGGCCAAGGGAGGAAAAGCUGUGUGAUAUCCACUGCUGGAAGUCCUAGUUUAAAGGAAAACAUUGGAGCAGUAUUUGGACAAAAACAGUUGCAGAGCCUUAUUCCUUUUGUUCAGCUCCCUCCUAGUGAAGCUGUUUGUGAAGAAUAUGGACUCAACACUGCUGACAUGCCACCAAAUCUGUACAGACUCACAGGCUUCAUUUCUCGCUGUGAUCACGGGGUUGGAAGGAGUACAACAGACAGACAGUUUUUCUUUAUCAACCAACGCCCCUGUGACCCAGCAAAGGUUGUCAAGAUUGUGAAUGAAGUUUAUCACUUACACAAUAAACACCAGUACCCAUUUGUUGUCCUUAACAUUGGGGUAGAUUCUGAGUGUGUUGACAUUAAUGUAACUCCCGACAAAAGGCAGAUUUUACUUCAGGAGGAGAAGUUUUUAUUAGCAAUUCUAAAAACUUCUCUGAUGCAAAUGUUUGGCAGUGAUGUUAACAAACUGAAUGUCAAUCAGAAGCUUCUGGACAUUGCAGGCAAUUUGAAGAAGACACUUCCUGAAGAGACAGAAAAGCCUCAGGUAGAAAUGCUGUCUCACUCUGAGACUGAAAGUCCAAGCAGUGAAGGCAAAAGAACAAUGACUCUUGCUGGAUUAAGGGAGUCCUUCUCUCUCCAUCAAACACCAGAGUGUAAUUUUCGAAGCCCUAAAAAGGUAAAACAGCUGCACAGUUCCCCCAGACAAAAGUUACUUGAUACCACUGUGAGUACUGGAAAGACUCAAAAAGCUGUGUUCACUAAGGAGCCUGGGGGUUGUCAUAAGGUGGACUCAAAGGUGUCAAUUCUGAGCAAAUACUUGAGAAAAUUAGAAGAUAACUCAGAUUCUGGAUUCUGUAGCAUUUCUGAGUCAGAUGCUGGAUGUAGUACACCAGAGGCUGGGAGCUGCAUCAAUAGUGAAAGUGCAAUUAAUUCUGAAGAAGAAUUCUGUAGCACAGAAGAACAACUUCAAAGUGAAUGUCUUAAAACUGCUGGAUGCAGUAAGAAAUCACUGGACUGUGAUGGUCAGGUCUUGGGCACUGAACCUAAGUCAGAUCAAGAGAACGACAGGACUGACCAAAGUAAGUUCUCUCAAGAAGCCAAUAGUUCUUCUCCAAGAGUAAAACGUUUUAAAAGCAGAAACUUUAAAAGCAAAGCAGAGGAUUUGGAGGCAGGUAAAUACCCUGAAGUGAAGAACACUUCUGCUGAUGUACUGGUGAAAGUUAAAAAGAAAAUUGUGCCUCUUGAAUUCUCCAUGAAGGUUUUGGCAGAAAAGGUCAGAAAGGUAAUACAGCAACAACAGAAAAGGACAGAAACAGAAAAUUACAGAAGAUUUAAAGCAAAAAUUAGUCCUGGGGACAAUAAAGUAGCAGAAGAUGAAUUAAGAAAAGAAAUCAGUAAAGAAAUGUUUGCAAAAAUGGAAAUCAUUGGCCAGUUCAAUUUAGGGUUUAUAAUAACAAAGUUGAAUUCUGAUCUUUUCAUAAUUGACCAACACGCUACUGAUGAGAAAUACAACUUUGAGAUGUUGCAACAACACACUGUCCUCCAAGGUCAGAAGCUGAUAGUGCCUCAGAAUCUCAAUUUAACAGCGGUAAAUGAAACUGUAUUGAUUGAAAACCUGGAAAUAUUCAAAAAAAAUGGGUUUGAUUUUGUCAUAGAUGAAAAUGCUCCUGUAACUCAAAGAGUUAAAUUGGUAUCGUUGCCAACAAGCAAAAACUGGAUUUUUGGUCCCCAAGACAUCGAUGAGCUGAUCUUCAUGUUGAGUGACUGCCCUGGAGUCAUGUGCAGGCCCUCCAGGGUCAGACAGAUGUUUGCUUCUCGAGCUUGCAGAAAGUCUGUGAUGAUUGGAACUGCACUGAAUGUGCAGGAAAUGAGAAAACUGAUCACCCAUAUGGGUGAGAUUGAGCAUCCCUGGAACUGCCCCCAUGGAAGGCCUACUAUGAGACACAUAGUCAGUUUAGACAUGAUUUCACCAGAAUAAGUCAGUUCCUGCUUAUUAACAUUGUUCAUUUUAAUUCUUGGUGGUAUUUUGAGCUUUUACCAUGACUCUUUUAUUUUAAGUAAAAGGAUUUUAGCCAGUUUUCAAAGUUGGAAACAAUAGCACUUGAAGGCAUUCAGCAGGGUUUCUUUGUUAUUCCUCUCAAGUCAGCAAUACUGGAACUCAUGUGUAAAUAACUUUUACUGAAGUUUACUUAUGUGUAUUACUUAUUUGUGCAGCAAUCAAAACUUUCAUAAAAUAAAUAUAGAUGUUUA